AUGGCCACCAAAGAGGCCACGACCGAACUCGAAAGGCCACCAGCAUAUACUGCGACAGAUCCGAACAGUCCAUCAGGCACGGCAACAGCUUCCAGCAACGCCAUAGAUCAGCAGGUCCAUACUUUCGAAAUCUACACCAGUCAUACUGGUCUUAACGUUACGAAUAGUCAACACCAGCUGUAUUAUAUCCGACAUUACGAGGUCGCAGAUCACGCGGACCUGAUCAUCUACGGUGGGUAUGACUACCAUGGGCCACAAUUAUCUAUGGUGAAAUUCACACCGUUCCAGAAGAAUCUUGAAGUAUACCUAGGCCGCCUGAAACGUCCGGGCAAACAAGACUGGGACACGAUCCGCUUUAUGCAAGAAGGCAUCAUCUUCCAUCACGACUUCUACCGCUUUGAACUCCCAGCCGAUACGAGCGUUACUGGAAGCCGGAAGCGUAACGUGCACUUCACGAAGACGCACUCUGGGAAGCUCGGCGCCUCUAAAUUCUCAAUACGAGACUUCAAGCUUGUGGACGAAAACGAUGAUACUGUAAUUGGAGUGUACACGGAGCAUGAUCUGGGUAUUCCUGGCACGCUGAAAGGAAAGCUGAAGUUCUGUGUGCCGCUUGGAUCGAACUCUGAGCUGCGUGCCUUGACGGGGGUCAUGGCACUGAUUGAGCGAAUGAGGCGCACACUUCGACAAGGUGGGAGAAUGGCACCAGGUUAUGUCUCGAAGUAG
Molecule: messenger RNA, 723 nt
Organism: Recurvomyces mirabilis
Lineage: Eukaryota; Fungi; Ascomycota; Dothideomycetes; Mycosphaerellales; Teratosphaeriaceae
Exons: 1
Coding region: 1-723 (240 amino acids)
Source: RefSeq, a predicted model, not a curated record